AUGGACCGGGCCGUCAGGGAGCGGCUGCUGGCAGCGGAGAGCCGCCGAGAUGUUCAGGCUUUGAAGAAUGCUUAUGAGUUGAUCAAAUCAGCCAGUCAAGGAAAAUCUGCACUUGACUCAUCAGAUAACUUCAGCACCGACUUAUAUGUUUUAUGUGCUGAGCAAGCAUUUCAGCUGGGAUAUCUGGAAAUAAGCAGCGACUGUCUACAGAUGUAUUUUAAAGGAAGAUUUCCUGUGAACCAGUUUCUUGGCAGAGCAUAUUUGUGCCAAGGCCAGUUGCACACUCCACUCUCUACAGAAAAUUUGGAAGAGUUUGAAAAGUUUGUGCUGUUUUUUAUGAAAGCAAUAGAUUUUGCCACCCAUGAUCGAAGAUAUUAUUUUUUGAUAUAUAAUGCCUCAGUUCUUUAUUGGCAACUUGUGAGGCCAUGUCUUAAGCCUGGAUUCCGCUAUCAUCUUAUUCCCAGCCUUUCGCAGAUUGUUAAAGCGUUAAACCAAACUGAAGAGCAAGACAAAGAAUGGAGAGCAGAACUCAUGAUAAAUUUACUUGAGUGCUUCCUCGAUGCUUCAAAACUGAAAGAAGCAAAAGAGUUUUCAUCUACUGCAGCAACCUUUAUUAAGGAAAAUGUUCCAGACAAAUACUCUCAAAUAUUUUCUCUAAUGGUGUAUCACAAACUAAUGGAUAUUUCCCAGGUAGAGAAGGAAGUACAAAAUUCCAUCCAUUUUUCAGUUAUUUAUAAAAUGCAGAUGUUAAAAUUGAUUCCCUUGAUUCUGGAAUUAGCUCGUUUUUCUAUGAAAGUAAACUGCAUUAAGCUUGCAUAUGAUUGUAUACUUGAUUUGAAGAGCGCUGGGAUUACUGAGCAGGGGAAACUUAUUGAAAUAAAAUGCCUGGAAUGUGAAUAUGAAAUAAAAAAAAAUGGCACUAAAUUUGUGGCUUAUACCAAAGGAGUUGUUGAGGCUCAGCUGGAAUUGAUAAAAAAUCUUGACUUAACCUUAAAACAUGCAGUUCAACUGGGAGAUCCUGAUGUGAUUCAGGUUGUUUGUACAACCCAGUGGAAUCUGUGCUUACCACUACUACAACACAAUUUGCAUCAACAUGUGCGAAAGCCAUUGAUAUCAGUUGCUGAUGUUCUUGAAGAGAUUGACAGCAUGUUGAUUUUGUUGCGUUGCCAAGUUCAUAUGGAAAUAGCUCGUAUUGAAGAAGGUGGGGAUAGAAUAGAGGCUGCUGUGGAACAUUUGCAAAAAGCUAUACAUCUGAACAACAGUGGGCAGUAUCAAGAACAUCUACGAUUGACUUUUAACCGUCUUCGUUUGUGCGCUAUGCUGUAUAAGUCACCUGAGCGUCCAGAGGAUCGGGCAGUAAUGAUGAUUGAACAGGCUAAAAGGGUAAAACAGAAGGAAAAUGUGAGGAAAAAGAGGUCCCUUCUGGUAAAUGCAGGUCUUGCACUAGCUCCUGAUUCAUUUCAAAUAGUCCUUGACAGUGAAAAUGAAGCUAAAGUUUCCUCAGGUAAAAGUAGGAGUCAAAUAAGCUACCUCUGUGCAAAAGCACAACAUCAUAUUAAAAGCGUGGAGAAAGUUGUUGAACAUUUGAAACACUUAAGAAAUGAAAAUGACAGAGAGAGAAUUGUACUUUGGGCAGAUUUGGCAAAAGUUGCACGUAAACAAGAAGUAUGGGAUGUCUGCCGCGCAGCAUGCAGAUUUUGUCUCUUGCAUGAUGAUACUUUGUUUAGGAAGGUAGCAAAACCUAAAAAAACACAGAAGAAGAGAGCUAGUACAACUAUGAUGGAUGAUGAUCAAGGUGACAGCUUACCAGGAGGAUCAUUACUACCUGCUAAAUCCUUCUCUUUUGAAAGAGAUUUACUUAGAAUAUUAGCAGAAAUAAGAUUCAUUAAUGCAGAGGCAACUGUUCAUUUAUUAAGAUUGCAGGGUAUUGAACUGAAUGAUCAUGCUGUACCCCCAGAAGAUAAAAGCCAGUAUCGUCCAGGAUAUGUUUCAUAUUUUCCUGAAGGUGAUCCAGAAUGGAAAACAUACAGUUUAUGGAUAGACUCCUUAUCUCAGUAUGCUAUGGAAAACUUCCAACGUGCAGCCAAAAUAGGAGAAGAAUUGAAUGAAGCCUGGAUUGUUCAUAAUGCUGUGGUGUAUAUCUUAAACUACAAUAGACAUCUUAUCUCUUCAGGAAGACAGAGGGAAAUUAUUGAGUAUCUGCAGACUCUUCUUGAAGCCGUCAAGACUGUUGGGCACAAUGGAAGUACUGCGAUUUUAUUGAUGCUAUGUAAUGCUUUGGCUCGGGGCUUAAUUCUUUGUUGGAUUCCAAAGCCAAAACUUGCUGAGAAGAAAAAAAAAGAUACUUUUUCAGUAGAUCCCAGUGGACUUCCUGAUAUCAAAGCUGCCUUAGAGAUUUGUGAAUUUGCCCUCAAUGUGACAACUGGAACCAUACCUAAUGAAACAGUACCUAUUGCUGCACAACAACAGAUCAUUGCUACAUGGGUGAAAGCAAAACAGUUAAAUCAGCAGCAGAUUGGACAUAAACUUGGGACUGAGGAAGAGAAUAAUGAUGGAACACAAAAUCCUACAACAAGAAUUCUUGUUGGUCUAGAAAUGUAUUCGUGUAAUGGCUUGGGUCUCAUGGAUUUCACUGUUCCCAGCUUAUCUCAGUUAGUGAAAUUGGCUUUAGAAUGCAGUUGGUCAGAUUCCUUAGUGGAGUUGCAGACACUGACACGGCUUACAUAUUUUGCAUAUGUAUCACAUGACUAUGAAAUAGUGAUGACUUGUUCCAAAAGGAUCUUGCAAUCAGAUGAGAAUUUUUUCAACAAUAGAGAUGCUAAAGAAUAUGAAAUAGUGAGACAAGAAAUGUUAAGCACUACUGCCUGUAUACAAGGAAAGAGUAUAAUGGAAAAUUUGUCUGGAAGAAAACAUCUGCAUGUAGCAGCAUCAAAAGCCUUUGUUCAGAGUGCCAGGUAUGCAGGUGAAGCCGGAAAUUAUUCCCUUGUAAUGUUUGCAGCUAGACACUUUUGGAAUGCAUGUUUACCUUUGCUAAGUUCUCCACAUGACAGAGAGCAGUUUAAAGAACCUACUGAAAUAAUUCUUAAGAAUAUAAUUAAAGCAGAAUCUAAAAAUAAACAGGAGAAGAAAGAUACGUUGCCUUUGCAUCAGUGGAUUACAAAGGAUUUUCAAAGUAUUGGGUUAUCAGUUGGAUGCUUUCUCCCAGGUGCUGAGGAAGACCUGACAUUAAGAACCUCCUUAUAUGGGUUAUUAUUCCACAUAUAUGCUGAUAAAGCUGAUUGGGAAACAGCACUAAAAGUCCUGGAUGAAGCUAUUCAAGUUUUGCCUCAAACAAGACACAGGCUCUUGAUUUUUAAACAUAUGGCUACAGUGAAGGCAGGAUUGGGAUGCAAUUUUAUGAUGGACAUUCAGAAAUUCAGAGAUGAAAGUGAAGAUUAUUUGUCGCAUAUGUGGCGUCAUUUGGUAACAGUCUCCAGGAGUAUUGCUGGACAGUUAAGCUGUUUUCAAAAUGCAAUCACUGCUUUACAGAAACAAGAAAAUGAAUGGCAGAAAGUUGAUUAUCUCAUGGAAUUUGCUGAAUGGUUAUAUUGUAACCAGUUUCCCCUCAAUGAUGUUAUUAAACCUCUGGACUCGGUGGUAGAUCUCUUGCUACAUACGAAAUUUUCUGUGCAAUCCUCACAAGAAGAAGAAAAUUUGAAGAUAGACAUUGGAGCAAAUGAUACCAUGCCCCCAAUUAAUUUGGAAGAUUUGAGUAAUAUUAAACAAUUGGAAGCUUUGUUUAGAGCACAGACAUUAAUGGCUUUAAUUUCUGGUCCUACUUCUCCUUUUCAUCAGCAGCACUGUUUGAUGGCAUAUGCUUGUAUCGUCCGUAUCUGGCAGGUUGAAGUUUCUGUUGUGAAAGAGAAGGCUAAAGGGAAAGGAUCAUUUGAUACCUUACCAGCAAAUGUGGAAGAAUGGGCUCAUUAUGACUGUCCCAAUGAAAUCAGAGAUAUUUUUAAACAGCAAUCAAAUAGUUACGAGCUACAGAAAAUUUUUUGCCCCCACUUGAUUCUUCCCAUCUUUCAGCUAGCUGAAGUUAUUGCUAAUGAAGUUGUGGAAUGUAGAAGUCUGUCUGAUCUCUAUCACCUUCGAAUUGCUGUCAUAUGUUCAGACCUAAAACUGAGUCAGGCAUCUUUGUAUCAUGAGAAAGCUGCUGGAGAACGAUACAUUAGUGAAUUAGAACAAGCAAUGUGUAGGCAAGAGAUUACACUGAGAAAAGAAAAAGUUUUUGAGUUAAACGCGGUAACAGGAAAAGGACUGAGUGCACUUUCUUUCCCUUACUUGUGGAUAGAAAAAGCUGAAGUACUAAUUCAGCUAGGCUUGUACCAACCAGCAAGACUUCUGCUUUCAGAGGCCCAUGCUGCAGCUCAGGAAUUGAGGGCCCUGUAUGAUGUGUCAAGGUGCUUGUACUUGCUUGCUGUAUUGGCUAACCUGGAAAGAAACCACGGACAAGCUAAAGCACUCCUUGAGAAAGCACAGCUUCUAGGAGGAAAUGAACAGUUUUGGUACAACAGUACUCUUAGUCUAAUAGAAGCAGUUUUAGAGGAAGAGCAGGAAGGAAAACAGAGUAUGGCCAAGCAGGAAAGAAACACAGAAGAAAAACAUAGUCACUAUCUAAAUGCUUAUGACUUAGCUCAGAGGGCAGUGUCCAAAACAGAGGAAGUGUUUCAUAAUGUUUGUAGCUUAUUUGCAGUUAAUGAGACUACAAAUAUUAGUAUCCCAUUAAUGAGGCAACUAGCUAACAGGAAAAUAAAUCUUGUAGAAAUUCUUUUGGAUAUUUUUCAUCUUGUUAUUACUGAGAAAAAGCUUAAAAGAGUGGGAGAAGCAUCGUCUCAUAAAAUUGUGGAGGCAUUCAUCAGGGGAGCUACUGAAGAUGAUGCAACAGAACAGUUAGCAAACGUACAGAAUCUUUGUAAAGGCUGUCCUGACAUAAAAUCCAAAUGCCUAUAUCUCACUGGAAAAACUCUUCAUUUACUUGCCAUUGAUGUUGAUCCUGUACAUUCAGAGAUUUACUGGAAGCCAAAUGUUAUGAAGGAACAUAGGUUGGCUCAGAAAUAUCUUUCUCAAUCCAGUGAAGCUUUGCUACUGUGUAUGGGUAUUGGAUUCAGCCAUAAUAUUACUGAUGUAUUGGCUCCUGCUAGUUUUGAAAUGGUUGAAUGCUUUCGACAAUUUGAUCCAGUUUCAACUAGCCAGUUUCUGGCACUUCAUCAGAGCUGUUCAGCAUCUAUGAUGAUGAAGAGUAUCCUUCUAGCAGCUACAUCUAACACCAGCAGCUCUCAGCUGGCAGCAUUACUGCAUCUUCAGAAUCAUUUAAAACAAAAGAGAAACACAAGUGAUCUUCUAAAAAAUGUGGAACAGCAACUGACUGCUACUUCAAUGGCAUGGAGAAAUCUCUGCAUUCCUGUUGAACAUUUUAAUAUAAUGGAUGAAUUGCCAUCUAAUUUCUACAUAAUUAUGCUCCAGCAUUCAGAAGACAGAUCAAAUUUGUACAGUUCAUUGAUUGAGAUGCCAAAAACUCCAACAGAGAAAAUAGAUGAUAAUGGACAUGAUUUGACAUCAGAUUUCUCUGAAAUAUUAGAAACUAUGGAAGAAUAUCUGAAACCGGUGCUGUCACAGUUUGAUUUUUCUAAUAUCAGAAAACAGAGCACAUCAGCUUCAGCGGCUGAAUCAGGAAAAGUAAAAGUGAAAGAUAAGGACACCAAACACACUAGAAUGCGGGGUACACCUAUGGAUUUAGGAUUGUGUGUGGUAUUACUAGCAGAUACAUUAUUUAUGGAAUUGCCUUUGGAAGCUCUGAGUAUCUUUAAAGAGGAAGGAAUAAGUUCUGUAUCCAGAGAUUUUUCUCUCCAGAUUCUCUACAAUCGAGUACAUCUGUCUGAAUCAGGAGCUUUAAGUCCUUCCCAAAAAAUAAAGGAAAUCCUAGAAAAAUACCAUGACCUAUUUACACUACAGUGGGAAGGAGUUAUUGGCAAUGUCCGUAUUCCAAGCCAAGCUGAAUGGGAGCAGCUGCUGACAAACUGCAGUGCAUUUCUGUUCUAUGGGAUGGAGAGAUUCAUGUCUCAUAUUUUACUCAACAGACUGGUUGCUAUGAACAUCCCAAUCCCUUCGCAUAUCUGGAGGAACCUCAAUUUCGGAGUUGUGCUGAAUUUGUCAGGGUAG
Messenger RNA from Gavia stellata (red-throated loon), 6198 nucleotides. RefSeq names its product cilia and flagella associated protein 46 (gene CFAP46). The transcript is spliced from 48 exons. The coding region runs from base 1 to 6198 and encodes 2065 amino acids. Gene Ontology annotation, biological process: cilium movement involved in cell motility; axoneme assembly. Lineage: Eukaryota; Metazoa; Chordata; Aves; Gaviiformes; Gaviidae. Gene Ontology annotation, molecular function: protein binding. The record is from RefSeq and is a predicted model, not a curated record.